AUGGUAGAUGAGCCAAGGUUGGGCAAGACACUCGAUGAGACCCAAGACGUAGAAAAGGUGCCUCUGGGCAUUGUCUCGGAAGCUGACCACAAUGGCGAAUGUGGUGCCGUCGGCAAUGGGGAGAAAGCAGAGAAAGGCUUGGGUGGCCUCUCAAUUUCUCGCCCUUCAACCAGCUCCAUAAGUCCGGACCGGGCUGAAGAAACGAAGGAACAUACUCGAUCCAAAUCUCAGUCGGCUUCGGUGCGCUCAAAGGCUGUGACCAUAAUACCGCGGUCCAGAAGAAGGGGGUUGCUUGGGCAUCUUGCUCUUAUUCCCGAAGUAACACAUCCUCCGGAAUAUAAGAGGAAAACGAAAUGGCUCAUAACAUUCAUCGUGGCAUUGGCUGCUGCGGUUGCUCCCAUGGGGAGCGCUAUUGUCUUUCCUACCCUGUCAGAGUUGUCAGCAGAGCUCCAUGCCUCAUCUACGGUCACGAAUCUUUCAGUUGCUUUAUAUAUGCUUGCCAUGUCUAUAUUCCCAUUAUGGUGGUCUUCAUUUUCCGAGACGCUGGGUAGACGAACCAUAUAUCUUGUGUCAUUUACACUAUUUACUUUAUUCGCCAUUCUUUCUGCGAUCAGCACUUCGAUUAGUAUGCUAAUUGUUAUGAGAGUCUUAUCUGGUGGUGCUGCCGCAUCGGUCCAGGCCGUUGGUGCAGGCACCAUUGCAGACAUUUGGGAAACAAAGGAGAGAGGAAAGGCGAUGGGGAUUUUCUACCUUGGACCUCUCAUGGGCCCUCUACUUGCACCCAUCAUCGGCGGAGCCCUUGGACAGCGGUUUGGCUGGCGAAGUUCGCAAUGGUUUCUUGCCGUCUAUGGCGGUUGCCUGAUUCUGGUCCUCACUUUCUGUCUCCCGGAAACGCUCCGGAGGACCUUUCCUAUCAACGAGUCCGCUUCUGCAAACCCAGAAGCUAGCGGAGACGCCGUCAUGCCAGUUGCAUCACGCAUCACAACUCGCCAGUCAGUCAAAGACCAAACUGUCACCGUCGCCCGCGUUUUAAAGCGGUGCUUUAUCGACCCGCUCGUGAUUGUUACGUAUCUGCGUUUCCCUGCUGUUGCGCUGACAGUCUAUUAUGCGUCAAUCACCUUCGGUUGCCUCUACAUCCUCAAUAUAUCACUCCAACAAACCUUCUCGUCGCAGCCAUAUGGGUUUGGUACCAUGAUUAUCGGCCUCAUGUACAUCCCUAACUCUUUAGGCUACAUCUGUGCAGCUCUCUUCAGCGGGCGCUGGUCUGAUAUCAUCAUGGCCCGUGAGGCCAAAGCUGCAGGCCGCUACGACACCGAAGGCCGGCUCAUUCUCCUCCCUGAAGACCGUAUGUGUGAGAAUGCAUACAUGGCGGCAGCAAUGUACCCGCUCGCAUUGGUUUUGUACGGCUGGAUCGCAUGCUAUGGGCAGCAUUGGAUAAUCGCUGCCGUAGCAAAUUUCUUUUUUGGCAUUGGCAGCAUGAUCAUUUUCAGCUGUGCCACGACCAUGUUGACAGAGUUCAUGUCGAAGAAGAGUAGUAGCGGGGUGGCAUUGAAUAACUUUGUGAGGAACAUAUUUAGUUGUGUGGGAGGCAUAGUGGCGAGCCCUCUCAUAGAUACCAUUGGAAACGGUUGGCUAUUCACUGGUUUGGGUGUUUGGGCACUGGGGAGCGGCUCAGUAGUAUGGGCGUUGCGUCGGUUUGGGCCCAAGUGGAGGGAUGAGAUGGUGAAGAUACAAGGGUGA
This is a messenger RNA of Pseudogymnoascus destructans, 1740 nucleotides long. RefSeq lists its product as uncharacterized. NCBI's taxonomy places the organism in Eukaryota, Fungi, Ascomycota, Leotiomycetes, Thelebolales, Thelebolaceae. The transcript has 2 exons. The record is from RefSeq and is a predicted model, not a curated record. Bases 1 to 1740 code for a protein of 579 amino acids. Gene Ontology annotation, molecular function: polyamine transmembrane transporter activity. Gene Ontology annotation, biological process: intracellular polyamine homeostasis; transmembrane transport.